GUUCACUGGUUCUCGCGAUGAGCUUAUUGUUGUCUGUGUCCUUGAUGUGAAAGCCAAAAUGGGUUACUGGGAUCUGCAAGAGGGGAAAGAUUGUGUUGAAAAAACAUGGAUCACCACGAAAUUGGGCACUGCUAUAGGAUUGGUGGGUUCAGCUUAUCAUAUGGUGGCAUUCCAGCCUGAUUCGGCGAUGCAAGCUGUCCAGAGAGCCACGUCGGGAACAGUUACCAUGGCUUCCCUCGGUGCUGUCUUUGGACUGGCGACGUGUCUCAGUGCACAGGCCAGAGACGCUCCUGAUGACCCCAGUAACUACUUCAUCGGAGGUUGUGCCUCUGGAGUCAUGCUCGGAGCUAGAACCCACAAUGCCAUGACUGGCGCGACAGCGUGUCUGGGGCUGGGAACCCUGGCCAUGUUUACCAAGGUGGCUAAGUUGGAGAACUGGAGAAUAACAGGACCACCUAGGCUGUAAAUACCUGAAGAGCAGACGGCAAGACUAUAUAUUGACAUGUAUAUUGUAUAUUAAGUAUUCCUGGAAUAAAAAAUGUGUGUAAAUCCCA
Molecule: messenger RNA, 554 nt
Organism: Hypomesus transpacificus
Lineage: Eukaryota; Metazoa; Chordata; Actinopteri; Osmeriformes; Osmeridae
Gene: ndufa11
Product: NADH:ubiquinone oxidoreductase subunit A11
Exons: 4
Coding region: 59-466 (135 amino acids)
Biological process (GO): mitochondrial respiratory chain complex I assembly
Source: RefSeq, a predicted model, not a curated record